UGGGCCAUUGCCGCGCUGCUCAAUCGGGCGCUUGACUGCCCACGACGCCCGCUCGCCCCGUCAAACUGACUUACAUUCUUCAACCUGACAUUUGCAGCACACUCAAACAAGCUGCUCGUAAGCCAGCCCACACGCGCCCGCAAAGCAGCAGCAGCCGACACCGCCAGUCAAAAUGGUGAACCAGGAUCCCGAGAACAUGCAGGAGCUGAACAAGAUUGCACAGGACAAGUUUGGCAAGAGCUUCGAGGAGUGCGACGCGCACGAGCGCAUCCAGGUGGGCGGGGUGAAGGGCGGCCAUGCGCGCGGUGGCCACUCCGCCGACCCCGACCGCGCCCCGCCGCCGCCGGAGGUCAAGUUCGGUGAGAACAACGAGUAAGCGGACUGGAGGCAACCGCAUAGCCCGAUGCCACUGCGUGUGGUGCGCAAGGAUGCUCUCUGACUGCGGGCGACCAGGCUGACGACGCACCUUGAAGGCGCCGCCAUGGCAUGAGGCAAUGAGUAUGGACCGUGGUGAAGCUGGUGGUGAAGGGCCGGCAUUAUUGUUGUGCGGACGCGUGUUCACAUUGACGGCUUGGCAAGUCGACUUCCCCCUGGACUCCCAAGACAACAUGGCGUUGACUACGGCAUUGCUUGACGUUGAAAGAUUGGCGCGGCCGCGUGGGGUCCCCGCACUGAGGGGUUUUAGCUUGGGAAUGCGUGUGUGCGUGUGUGGCUGCUAGGUGGCGUGGAGCUACGAUAUUGUUUCCGGUACGCGCUGGGACAGCGUUGGACGCCGUAAUAAAGGCAAGUUGGCACCGUUGCUCGCGUUCAUGUAUGCCCAACAUGGCGUAGCGCACACUCCUCCAGGCUACAGCCGUCGACAGGGCUCAUGAGCCUUUGGCCAGUCCUACCAGGGUGGGGUAGAAUGCUCAGAAUCUUACCCCAUACUCAAAAUCAUAGAUCGUUAGGAGAGCAUAAUUUACGCACUUGUAGUUAUGUCAGGAGCGGUCUGGUGAGGAAGUUCUGGCCCGCCGAAGUUAGGGUGUUGGUCGUCGUCCCUGGGGGUCCCUGGCGGAUUUCGGGAAGCGCCCCACAAGCAGAACUAGGGGCCAAACGCAGCAGUACUUGGCUCAAAUAUGCACGCUCUGCCUUAAUAAGCACAAACAUAGCGUGGGAGGGCCAAGUUACUCGUCCUGGCGUGGACAUGUUGGCAAAUGUCCCCACGUUCGACACAUGCGCACUGCCACGGCUGGGCUCUCAAGGCUGGUGUGCAUGCAUUUCAUGUCUAACAAGGCUGUCGAUGCUCACUGUCCAUUCGUCACGCGGCAGGGAGUUGAGCGCGGGGUGGGCUGGGUCGAGGAAUUUUCGCAGAGACCGAAGCCUUCGAUGCAAUCUCAGACUAGGGCUGCCGAUGGCACAGCGUGAUAGCGCUCGUUAAGAGGAGUCGAAUGGCGCCACUUUGGAAAUAAUUGGAGGGGGUUAAACCCGUAAAACAACGAGGUUUUGUCUGUGGGGGGAUCAGUCGUCCCCUCAAGGGGGGUCCCGGGGGAUUUCGGGCAUGGGGUCUGGCACUUUGUUUCCUACCCCCCCCCCUCCAAGGAAACGCAUGGACACGGU
Molecule: messenger RNA, 1596 nt
Organism: Chlamydomonas reinhardtii
Lineage: Eukaryota; Viridiplantae; Chlorophyta; Chlorophyceae; Chlamydomonadales; Chlamydomonadaceae
Exons: 4
Coding region: 173-376 (67 amino acids)
Source: RefSeq, a predicted model, not a curated record